GUGGCCAAGAAAAUUAACUAUUGCGUUAAAACAAAGUAAUAACAGGAAACUGCAAUUAUUUGAACUAUCAAUAACACAAAAAUGGUGUCGAUAUAUGAGUCGAAGCCCUGUUUUGAGGGCAUCAGAACCGGAACAUUGUAUUCUGGAUUCAUGCUGUAUCAGUCCUACCUGCCAAGAGCCAAGAGUCAUAAUUGUCGGCGCUGGCAUGGCGGGUCUUUCGGCUGCUCACCGUCUUACACAGUGUGGCAUUCGAAAUUUUGUUGUUCUGGAAGCUAAAGAAAGACCAGGUGGACGAAUCCAUUCUUGCUGGCUUGGAGAUGCGGUGAUUGAAAUGGGUGCCGAAUGGAUUUAUGGGGCUUGUUUACCAAAUUCUGUAUACACCUUAGCUUCUCAAGAUAGACUUUUGCAAGCACCGGUACCUCGAUUAGAUUCAUCAAGAGGUCUAUUUUGCACAAGCGAAGGUCGAGCCAUUGACCUUCCAGUAACUAUAACAGCUUACCAUACAUUCAGACAAAUAGAACAGCAAGCUGCUAAUUUGUUUCGAUUAGGUUGCGAAAGACUACACGGUACGUUACUGAAUUUUAUAGGUUUACGUAUUCAACAAGAACUGCACAACUUCCCUGAGGAUCAAAGAUACGAUGCCGCUAGAGUAAUGUUUGGAUUAAGUAACGUAUUGAGAAAUAAAUGCGGAGAUGACUUAUCACUUAUAAGCGCAGAUCAAUAUGGAAGCUACAUUGAAUUGCCCGGUGGAAGUGUGCGCGUACCUCUAGGUUAUGUUGGAGUUAUAGCGCCAUUGCUACGGGGGUUACCGGAUAACUGCAUACGUUAUAAUAAGCCCGUAAAUGUAAUCCGUUGGGGUCAAGGGCAGACAGGCAGGGGUAGGGCUUUAGUAAAAUGUUGUGAUGGUGAAGAAUUAACGGCAGAUUAUGUUAUUGUUACCAUCUCACUCGGAUGUUUGAAAUGUCAAGCCGACAAACUUUUUGCUCCUCCACUGCCUAUGUGCAAACUAGAAGCUAUAUGUAGUCUGGGAUACGGUUUAAGCGACAAAGUAUUUAUGGAAUAUGCGGAACCAUACUGGGUAUGUCACGAAGGCAAUUUAAAAUUUGCUUGGUCUGCUGAGGAACUUCAGUGUCGAUGUGAUUGGACUAGAGGAGUUUGUGCAGUUGAUGAAAUGCCAGGAAGUAAACAUGUUUUGUGUGCAACAAUAUCAGGACAAGAAGCUGCACUGAUGGAAUCCAUGCCAGAAAAUGAUGUUGCCGAAGGACUGACAUGUUUAUUGCGCAGAUUUACUGGUAAUCCUUGUCUACCAUACCCUCAAAUGUUACUAAGAUCUCGAUGGGCAUCAGAUCCCCACUUCUGUGGAUCUUAUUCUUACAUGGGUUGCUGCUCAAACGUAAGCCAUCAGUGUGAACUCGGGACGCCGGUGCCUGGUCCGUGUGAUGCUCAGCCUCCGAUACUCUUAUUUGCUGGAGAGGCAACUGUCCCUGGACAUUUUGGCACCGUCCAUGCCGCAAGACUUAGCGGUGUUCGUGAAUCAGAGCGCAUAAUUCAACUGACAAAAAAGUUCGACGGUCCUCCACGUUGAUCUAUAGCUGGA
Molecule: messenger RNA, 1597 nt
Organism: Pararge aegeria (speckled wood butterfly)
Lineage: Eukaryota; Metazoa; Arthropoda; Insecta; Lepidoptera; Nymphalidae
Product: spermine oxidase-like
Exons: 2
Coding region: 95-1585 (496 amino acids)
Molecular function (GO): polyamine oxidase activity
Source: RefSeq, a predicted model, not a curated record